UAUUAUAAUUUGUCAAACACUGCUGCGCGGAAUUGUGCGUGUCUGUGCAAGUUAAAACGUGCAUUACUGUUGGAUGUAUAAAAGUAGGUGCAGCUGUUUUUCAUUCAGUUGGAAUAGAAGUUGGAUUGAGUGAACUUGUGAGAUACAUAUGAUAAUGGCGUCAAAAAGGAAUGUGAAAAGCGUGAGAUUUGGUGACCCCGGUUAUGAAGAAAUAUUGGUGCAGUGGGCAGCUGAAUGUGAUGAUCUGCCUUCUGAAGAAAGUGAUGUGUCAGAAGCAGAAAAUGAUGACACAGAAGAUAGAAAUUUCGAAUUGGUUCCUGACGAGUAUUCUGGAUCCAGUUCUGAUCAUGGUGACGAUAAUUCAGAGGAUGAUGUUGAUGAUAUUGGUAAGCCUUCAACGAGCGGUUACAUUGCUCCAAGUGGUCUGGUAUGGAGUUUGGAACCUCCAGCAAAAAAUAAAAUUCAACCACACAACAUUAUUCGGCGUGCGCCAGGACUAGCAAGGAAACUCCAGUUAUUGUACAAGAAAUUGUGAACUGUACUAAUUUAGAGGGCAAACGUGUUUAUGGAGCAAAAGGAAAACCGUGGAAAGAUGUAACUGU
Molecule: messenger RNA, 602 nt
Organism: Onthophagus taurus
Lineage: Eukaryota; Metazoa; Arthropoda; Insecta; Coleoptera; Scarabaeidae
Source: RefSeq, a predicted model, not a curated record